Molecule: messenger RNA, 3640 nt
Organism: Aedes aegypti (yellow fever mosquito)
Lineage: Eukaryota; Metazoa; Arthropoda; Insecta; Diptera; Culicidae
Gene: CngA
Product: cyclic nucleotide-gated cation channel subunit A
Exons: 13
Coding region: 832-3330 (832 amino acids)
Biological process (GO): monoatomic cation transmembrane transport
Cellular component (GO): plasma membrane; intracellular cyclic nucleotide activated cation channel complex
Molecular function (GO): cGMP binding; intracellularly cAMP-activated cation channel activity; intracellularly cGMP-activated cation channel activity
Source: RefSeq, a predicted model, not a curated record
CCAACCCUGAAAACCAUUGGCCAGAUAAUCCACAAACAAACUUCGACUAACGAACCAGUAGUGGCUUCUGCUCGCAUAGUGGCUACCGACCAUCGACCGAAAAACACAUAGUUUUCCUAUCCAUUAAGACAACCAGGAGCCCGCAUCAUUCAUCCCGGAGUGGACCUUGACCCGAUUCCAUCCACGCUGGCUGCUCUCUGUGCGUUGAGUGACGAUUGUAGUUCAGCUCUAACAGCAGCAACCAUAACCCUACCAUCAUCGUUUCAAGGGCUGCAAGAGGCAGCCUAGAGAUAGAUUUUUUUCUGCCACAAUCAAUCGGGGAAAAAAUAUUGUGUAGUGUAACGGAAAUCCAACUGCAAGAAAAAAAUAGUAGAAACAGAUCAGUACUGAUCAAACCGUAGUGCCAAUAGGAAUAUACGUGGAGGAAAGUGAUAUCCCGAAGGUCUCAUCCGGAUCGUAUUGCGAGGAAAAAAAAAUCUAGUGCUGGAUGCUGCCGGAAAAAUAUAGAGCCGUGUGGGAAAACGUGUUUUGUGUUGCGCAGAUUUCCGAGAAAAAAAGUGCUGUUGUGAUCUGAAAGGAAAAAUUAAUAGGCAAACUUUGUCUGCUCUUGUUCGAAUGUCUAUGUGAGUGUGCUUUUGUGUGCGAGGGAAAGUGGGUGGUUUUCCACCGCCGUGGGUUAGUUAGAUCUAGAUUCAUCGUGUCAGGCAUCGUGCAUAAGGUGCAAAUGGGAUAGAGAGAGUGUCGUCUGCAUUCAGGGAAAACGGGCGCACCAUUCGUCGGGCGAGAUGAGUUUUUUCUAAUCUCUGCCAGUGAUUGAUGAAAUGAUUCGAUAUGUGGACCUACAUGAUGGCAGCGGCCCGAGGUGACCGGGCAAUGUCAUCCAUAUCGCAGCGUCAUCAGAGCAGUCGGAAUGAUUUCGAUUCACCAAGUAUCUACCACUUCAACCGCGUGCAGCGUCCCCUGUACAACACAACGCACCGCGCUCCGGCCCUCUGCAAUGGGCCCUCGACGAUCAGUACGACUCCCUUCGGGAGCAACACCAUCUACCAGAACUUUAACCCGUCGACGGCGGGCAGCUUUAGCAGUGUGGCCACCACCCCAAGUCUCUCGACGACGACAACCCCGGCACCGGUUUCCGGACCGGGUGGAUCAGCUUCGACACCAACCGCCCAACAACCUGCGCUGGCUUUUACGACACGGAACCGCAUCGAGGUAGCCUCCGAGCAGGGUUCGAUGCCGAACAGUAACAGCAAAAACAGCAAGAACAACCACCUGAGCCAGCCUGUGAUAGAGUGCGAGCGGGACGACUUUCUGGAAUCCUCCGGAGGACGAAGCUCGCUGCGGCGAUGGCUGAAUGCGUUCCGGCACAGACUCAGCAAAAGGGGCCGAUCGAAACCGCCCGACCAGUUUCUGGAUAAGUUCUCGUCGACCACCGCCUCCGAGACGCGGUUACAUCAGACUGCGGUGGCUCAGGCCCUUCCCUCGGACGGGACCUGUAGUCGGCUGUCGGUCGAUCCGUCCCUGCCCUCGCAUUACCGGUGGCUGUCGGUGGUAUCGUUGGCAGUGCUGUACAAUAUAGUGUUUGUGAUAGGACGUGCCGUGUUCUGGGAAAUCAACCGCCAGGCGCCGGCACUCUGGUGGACCUUAGACUAUCUAUGUGAUUUUAUAUACUUAGCCGACACGUUAGUGCAUUGUCAUGAGGGGUACCUGGAGCAGGGUUUGCUGGUACGCGACGCGUCCAAGCUGCGGAGGCACUACUUCUCGAAGCAGCGCUGGUGGCUGGACGUGGUCUCGAUGCUGCCAACGGACCUGGCCUACAUCUGGUGGGCGCCGAGUUCCUGUGCAGCCACUCGGCUGCCCUGUCCAAUAAUAGUUAGAAUUAAUAGGUUACUGCGUCUUCCAAGAAUGUGGGAAUGGUUCGACCGGACAGAGACGGCCACCGGUUACCCGAACGCGUUUAGGAUAUGUAAGGUCGUUUUAGCUAUCUUAGUACUAAUACAUUGGAAUGCGUGUCUUUACUUCGCAAUAAGCUACGCGCUUGGUUUCAGCACCGACAACUGGGUGUACAACAUCAAUGGAGCAAAGAAUCUGACGCUGUCCCGGCAGUACAUCUACAGCUUCUACUGGUCAACGUUGACGUUGACGACAAUCGGGGAGACGCCGACGCCCGAAAACGACGCCGAAUAUCUGUUUGUCGUGGCGGACUUCCUGGCCGGGGUGCUGAUAUUUGCUACCAUUGUCGGUAACAUCGGUUCCAUGAUCUCGAAUAUGAACGUCACCCGCGUGGAGUUCCAAAAUCGAAUGGAUGGCGUCAAGCAAUAUAUGGCUUUCCGAAAAGUCGGUGGCGAGCUGGAAGCGAGGGUCAUUCGGUGGUUUGCCUACACGUGGGCCCAAAGUGGCGCUCUGGAUGAGGAACGAGUUCUUGCCGCGCUGCCGGACAAACUGAAAGCCGAAAUCGCCAUCCGGGUGCACAUGGACACGCUGAAGCAGGUUCGAAUCUUCCAGGACUGUGAACCGGGCUUGCUGGAAGCGCUGGUGCUGAAGCUGAAAUUACAGGUCUUCAGUCCCGGAGACUACAUCUGUCGAAAGGGUGACGUGGGGAAGGAGAUGUACAUUGUGAAACGGGGCAGCUUGUCGGUGGUGGGAGACGAUGGCCUAACGGUACUGGCGACGCUCGGUGCCGGAUCGGUGUUCGGCGAGGUAUCGGUGCUGGAAAUUGCCGGUAAUCGAACCGGAAAUCGACGAACGGCGAACGUGCGGUCAAUUGGUUACUCGGAUCUGUUCUGUUUGGCGAAACGUGACUUGUGGGAAACUUUGGCCGACUAUCCGGAAGCGCGGGCGUCACUAACGGAACGUGGAUGUCAAUUAUUGCGUAAGGAUGGACUGCUGGACGAAGCCGUUUUUGCCAGCGCCCAGCACCAGCAGGACACUCUGGAGAGUGGGGUGGCCAAACUGGAACAGACGGUAGAGAAUCUGAACCUCCGGUUGGCACGACUUCUGGCGGAGUACUCGGCCAGCCAGGCGAAGCUAAAACAGCGGAUCUCCAAGCUGGAGGAAAGGUCCAUCACAUCGCCAAAACGCCGCACCAAUAACCACAGUUCUCCCCCUGGUGGCGGUGGCCUUCCCUCGACGACGACAGCAUCCGGGAAUAAUGGCAUAACCAAUCGUGUCCAACAGUCGCGAUCAGCAUCGGCCCAGAAUCGGCGCAAAUCGGCAGCAGCGACAACGACGACGACGACAACGAUGAUGAUGGGAGAAGAAUCCGGCUCCCCGAAGCCACCUUCGUUCAACAACGGCAAUAGCAACAGCAGUAAGCAGAAUACGUUAUGAAUAUGCAGCGUUCUCCGCCAUUCUUCCACUCCGAGCUGGUCGUCGCAUUCGUGGUGGCUUCUUGGCGUGUUUCGGUCGUGCCCUUGCAUAUCCGGGUGCUGCUGGACUUUUUUCUUGCAACAACCGGUCCAUCUAGCAGGGUAAUGGUCCGAGGGGCUGGACGUGACUAUGACGACAUUCAUUUCGUUUCUGCUCUCCGGGAGGACACCAGAUGCCAUCUCGGAAGAAGCCCAUCAACGUCGUCAUCAUCGACUUUCCGGUUGACGUCGCUACGGAUUGGCGGCGUGUUCAUGGUAAAAUGGUCCAUCAU